Molecule: messenger RNA, 1371 nt
Organism: Phalaenopsis equestris
Lineage: Eukaryota; Viridiplantae; Streptophyta; Magnoliopsida; Asparagales; Orchidaceae
Product: leucine-rich repeat extensin-like protein 6
Exons: 2
Coding region: 184-1275 (363 amino acids)
Molecular function (GO): protein binding
Source: RefSeq, a predicted model, not a curated record
CAAAACGUGAAAAAUUCAUCGGUCUGAAACAUGAGUGCAGGGCAGGGCUCCAUUUGCGAACGAACUUGUUCGGCGAAGCUCGUCCAAACGAUUACUCAAUGAGUUUGCUAACCUGCUAUAAAUAAACCCUUCUUCAAUCUCCUCCAAAAUCCCCGCGUACCUUCCCCUCAAUCUCCUCCUAAAAUGCCAUUCGCCAAUUCCUCUUCCACCUUCCUCCUCUUCCUCUGCCUCCUGAUCUCAACUCUCCCCUUCCAUUCCCUCUCCCAAUUCUCCUUCCCCAACCCCCGGCUCGAGAAAGCCUACAUAGCCCUCCAGGCCUGGAAGCACGCCAUCACCUCCGACCCCAAGAACCUCACCGGCAACUGGUGUGGACCUCACGUUUGCAAUUACACCGGCAUCUUCUGCGCCCCCGCCCCCGACGACCCUUCCAUCACCACCGUCGCCGGAAUCGACCUCAACCACGGCAGCAUCUCCGGCACCCUCCCGGACCACCUCUCCCUCCUCUCCGACCUUGCCCUCUUUCACCUCAACUCCAAUCGCUUCUCCGGCAUGCUUCCCUCCUCCCUCUGCGACCUCCGCCGACUCUUCGAGCUCGAUGUCAGCAACAAUCACCUCUCGGGUCCUUUCCCUGAUUUCGUUCUCCGUCUUCCCGAGCUCCGAUUUCUUGAUCUUCGAUUCAAUGCGUUUCUCGGCGACGUUCCGGCGGAGGUUCUUAAUGGGGGUGGUUCAGCCGCCAAACUAGAUGCUUUUUUCAUCAAUGAUAAUAAUUUCAAAUUUUCCCUUCCCGCCAAUUUGGGGAAUUCAAAGGCGUCGGUGAUCGUGCUUGCUAAUAACAGGAUUGAAGGGACUUUGCCGGCGAGCAUUGGCGGGAUGGGGAAGACGCUGAACCAGCUGGUGAUACUGAACACGGGGCUCGCAGGCUGCAUUCCGCCGGAGAUCGGAAAUCUGAAGAGGCUGACGGUGUUUGACGUCAGCUUCAACGCGCUGGUCGGACCAUUGCCGGCGAGCAUGGGGGAGAUGAAGAAGCUUGAGCAGCUCGAUGUGGCCCACAACUUUCUCUCUGGAGAGAUACCCGAAGGAAUAUGCGAGCUGCCCAGGCUCAAGAACUUCACUUACUCCUAUAAUUACUUCUGCGGGGAACCGCAGAGGUGUUUGAAGGUGCGGCGGCAGGAUGACCGCAGAAAUUGUAUUCCGUGGAGGCCGCAGCAGAGGUCGCCGGCGGAGUGCGCGGCGUUUCUGUCCCGGCCAGUGCAUUGCGAUGCUUAUCAUUAUUAAUGUUUUGACCGUUGAUUUGCACUUAUCAAUGGAUUGUAAAUUCGAUUUUUAUAUUGUUGUAUGUAUGCUGUAUUUCUGCGGUAAUAUUCAUUUGGU